Molecule: messenger RNA, 2241 nt
Organism: Oryzias latipes (Japanese medaka)
Lineage: Eukaryota; Metazoa; Chordata; Actinopteri; Beloniformes; Adrianichthyidae
Gene: pm20d1.2
Product: peptidase M20 domain containing 1, tandem duplicate 2
Biological process (GO): lipid metabolic process; amino acid metabolic process
Molecular function (GO): metallocarboxypeptidase activity; hydrolase activity, acting on carbon-nitrogen (but not peptide) bonds, in linear amides
Source: RefSeq, a predicted model, not a curated record
UGAACAGUUUUUUUUUUUUUUUUUUUAAAAGCCCUUCCAAGAACUCAUCUAAAUAAUAGGCUUAUAUAAAAUAUAUUUAAGCCAAAAAAAGUGAAACGUUUCUUGCUUUGAAAAAGGAAAUUUUACCCAUAAGAGAAAUGGGUGACAGUUCAACGAUUCCGCCUCUUGGACCUAUAACCAGUAGGGGGCGCUGGUUUUCACAGACCGGCUGCACUAAACAGUUUCCGCUUACAGACGCUACAAUGACAGAGUCGAAUUUCCAAGUGUAUAAGUUCGUAAAGCUGGUGUUUAUUAGCGUGUUUAUUGUAUUCCUGUCAGUUUUCACCAUUGCGUCCAUCAGGACAUUUUCUUUGGACGUAAAUGUUGGACUUCAACUCGCACGCUGGGAAAAAACCAACAACAUCUUGCUUGUCAUAGACCACCAUCAGAGAGAGGAACUGUUAGCAAAGUUUAAAGAGGCGAUCAAAAUCCCCACAGUGUCCUCGGAGACGGGCGGCAACACUUCAGCUCUGCUUCAGUUUGGACAGUUCCUCCGUAAAGCUUUCCCCACAGUUUUCUCUUCAAGUUUGGUUCAACAUGAGAUGGUGGCUGAUUACAGCCACCUGUUCUACGUGCGAGGGUCCCAUCCUGACUUGGUACCAUAUAUGCUGCUGGCCCAUAUUGAUGUGGUACCUGCCAAUGAGUCAGAUGGCUGGGAGGCUCCGCCUUUUUCUGCCAAAGAGAUAAAUGGCUUCAUCUAUGGUAGAGGGACCAUAGACGACAAGAACUCUUUAAUGGCCAUACUUCAAGCAUUGGAAUACUUGCUACUUAAAGGCUAUGCUCCUCGAAGGGGGUUUUACAUUGGUUUUGGUCAUGAUGAAGAGAUCCGAGGUUUCAAUGGAGCUAUGAACAUCGUUCGUGUGCUGAAGCAGCGAAAUGUGCAGCUGUCAUUUGUGCUGGAUGAAGGCCUGGCUGUAAUGGAUGGAAUCAUCAGUGGCUUGGAAGGACCUGCCGCCCUAAUUGGACUGAGUGAAAAAGGCUCGGCCAACGUAAAGCUGUCUGUGUCUACGGCUCCUGGUCACUCCUCGAUCCCUCCUAGGGAGUCCAGCAUAGGGAUUUUGGCUGGAGCGGUAAAAAGACUGGAGGAUAACCCCAUGCCGAGGCUGUUUGGGCUCGGACCUGAACGGACAACUUUUGAGCACCUGGCCCACAAGUUUUCACUUCCACUGAAGUUUGUGAUGUCAAAUUUUUGGCUGUUCUCCUCAGUUCUGUCCAGGGUACUUGAAAGAAAGCCAGACAUGAAUGCUUUUGUGAGAACAACCACAGCAGUCACCAUUUUUAACGGCGGUGUCAAGAUGAAUGUCAUCCCUUCUUAUGCUGAAGCUUAUGUAAAUCUGCGGAUUCACUCAGCGCAGACAUUACAGGAGGUCAUGGACCUCAUUGAGGCGACAGUCGGGGACCCGAGAGUCAAAGUGGAGCUCGUUGAUGGCUUUGACCCUCUUCCAGUCAGCUCUGCUGAUGAAAGGUCCUUCGGCUUUCAGAUCAUCAAGAAAACGGUGCUGGAUUUGUUUCCAACGGUGACAGUAGCUCCAGGGAUCUGUAUCGGCAACACUGACAGCCGCCACUUCAAAGACCUCAGCAAAGAUGUUUAUCGUUUUUCUCCUAACUGGUUUAAACCUGGAGAUGUUCAAAGGUUUCAUGGGAUUAAUGAAAGAAUUUCCAAAAAGAACUACGAGGAAAUGAUUCAGUUUUACUUCAAUCUGAUUCAAAACUGUGACACCAGGAAGCUUCCAGAGCCACACAGCUCUGUCCAUGAAUUAUAGGCUGCUACAAAAUGACAGAUUUUGUUGUUUUUGUUGUUUGAUUGACUUGAAUUGAUGGGUGAAAUGAACAGAAUAGCUUAUCUGUCUCAUUAGAUUUCAACAGCAGUAUUAAACCUGUCUCAUUAGAUUAACACUGUUAUAUAAAUCUGAGGUUUACAUCCUUUAUAUGAAUGUUUAAAAUUGAGUUUUGAAAUUGUUGAAAGAAAAGAAUUUGAGGAUCAAAUGUGUUUUUUUUUUCUUGUGAUAACAGUACACCUGUGUUAAUGAGAUGAUUUAACCAAAGAUUGUUGUUAUAAUUUAAAAAUGUAAAUUAUUUGCUGGGUUGUUGCAGGGCUGAGGUAUUCACAAAGAAAACUUAUGAAAAAAAAGUAUUAUAUACAGAGAUGCAGGUGGAAUUUGCUAAUUUGUAACGGUUGAAUAAAGUUGAUCUUUAAAAAAA